AAAAUUUUCGGCGAAUCCGCCGCCGCCACACUAAUUUACCUCAAACGCCGCCGCCGAUAUAAAAUAAAACGGCGCACGGGUCUAUUUACUCGUAUUAAAAAUCUUAGAAUGGCGUAUGGACUAACCUAAAUCGGUCCUUUGAGCCAUAUAUGCACCAAACCAAAUUUACUCGUAACCGAAAAGUAGUUAUAAAAAUUAAAAUAUAAUAGAUUAGUGAUUAGAAAAAAAGAAAAAUGAAAAAUUAUUGGAUUUACAAUGUGUUGUGUGUUUUCAUCACUGUUGUUCGUGGACAUGAUUUUCGACAUUUCGACGAUACGGUUAUAUUUAAAAUAAAUUGGUCUGGAAAGAGUGAUACAGAGUUAUUGGAAUCUCACUCAAAUGUGGAAACAUAUUUUAUAACUACAGCAAAUAAUGAAAAAUAUAAAUGCAUAAUUCCAAAUGCAACAGAACAGGAACAGGAGUAUGGUGAAGCAUACAACGGGCCAAAUCCAAUGAAGCUUUUGCAAACAAUAUUUAAUCAAGAUAGUUGCUCUUAUAGACUAGAGUCAUAUUGGACUUAUGAGUUGUGCCAUGGUAAAUAUGUGCGGCAGUAUCAUGAAGAAAGAGAAGGAAAGAAGAGCAAGUUGCAGGAAUAUUUUCUUGGUAAACUUGAUAAAGUGCAGAAAGCAAAGCUAUUUGCUUAUUAUGAAGAACAGGCUAAAGAUUCUAAUAGAAAGAUUAAUAUACCAAUAAAAAAGGUUGAGGGAAUUAAUAUGCCAUAUGUAGAAGUUGAAAUGACUGAUGGUACACUAUGUGAUUUGAGCAAAAAACCAAGAAUCAUUAAGGUGUUAUAUGUUUGUUAUAAACAUGGUAAACAUGAUGUGUUCUCACUCAAAGAGACAAUGACCUGCGAGUAUGAAGCAAUAGUGCUUUCGCCAUUAUUGUGCGAUCAUCCAGAUUAUAAACCACAAAAUACAGGAGAAAAUGAAAUUACAUGUCAACCUGUUGGCAAUGCACCGAAAAAACCAAAAUCUCUUGCACUAAUGGAAUUAGAAAGUCUGAAAUUACGACAUCAACAAUCUGGGGAUGGUGAACAAACAAUAAAAGUUGAAGUACGUCCAUUAGCUGACAUUACUGAUAAGCAUGACAAUAUUGAUGAAUUAGAUAAUACAAUAACUGAUCAAAGUAUUAGUCCUGCUGAAGUAAGUCCUGUCCAGAGUUUCCUCAAUGGAAAGUAUUGUCUACAUGGAGGCACCGGUUGGUGGAAAUACGAAUUUUGUUACGGACGUUCCGUUGUUCAAUAUCAUGUGGAAAAAGAUAGUACAACGACAAUUGUUAACCUUGGGAGAUUCGACAAACAAAAACAUCUAGAAUGGAUAGCCGCGCAUCCGCAUAAGAGACCCAAACCGAUAGAAUUAAGAAAACAUAUCUCACAUUUCUACAGCGAUGGAAGUAAUUGCGAUCAUACUGGUGCUCCCAGGCAAACUGAAGUAAAAUUGAAGUGUGUGGAGCACCAUACUGCAAGCCCAUCUAGUGUAUCGUUAUUUUUAUUGGAGCCAAAAAUUUGUGAAUACGUUUUGGGAGUUGAAUCACCUUUAAUCUGUGAUAUCUUGGAAUAUGCUGAUGAAAAUGGGCUUCUGAAUGAGAAGUUUCAAGCUAAUUUUGACAAAUUAAAAUCUACAACUUUACACGUGGAGCAGGACAAUUUAGAUGAACGGAUAGCUGAUGAUUAAAUGAAAAUAAUUAGUUCAAUUAAUUUAUCUUCUCAAUAUCAAUUUGAAAGUCAAAGGCGUUUAUUUAAAUACGAAAUAAUCAUAUCAUAUUACGUUUGCAUUC
This is a messenger RNA of Pseudomyrmex gracilis, 1815 nucleotides long. Its product is annotated as endoplasmic reticulum lectin 1. NCBI's taxonomy places the organism in Eukaryota, Metazoa, Arthropoda, Insecta, Hymenoptera, Formicidae. The transcript has 6 exons. The record is from RefSeq and is a predicted model, not a curated record. The coding region runs from base 234 to 1712 and encodes 492 amino acids. Gene Ontology annotation, biological process: retrograde protein transport, ER to cytosol; endoplasmic reticulum unfolded protein response. Gene Ontology annotation, cellular component: endoplasmic reticulum lumen.